This is a messenger RNA of Phyllotreta striolata, 2877 nucleotides long. The record is from the annotation of a GenBank genome assembly. Lineage: Eukaryota; Metazoa; Arthropoda; Insecta; Coleoptera; Chrysomelidae.
GAGGACAAAUAAAAUUUCUGUUCACCAUAUAACAUUGAUGUAAAAGGCCAUGAAACCAUAACCUCAAAAGUUUGACAAGUAGAUAUUGUUGAUGUGUAAAAUUUAAAAUAAUCAACUUUAUGUGUUUAAUUAACAAUGUCUGCAAUAGAUAGAGUGAGAAUUUUAGUGUUAGGUGACUCAGGUGUAGGAAAAACAUCUUUUGUCCAUUUAGCAGCUCACAAUGAACCUUUGAGGUCACCUAGCUGGACCGUAGGCUCUUCUGUUGAAGUAAAAUUACACGAAUAUAAGGAAGGUAUGAAGGAACAAAAGACCUUCUUCGUGGAAUUCUGGGACAUCGGAGGAAGCCAUUCCCACCGAAACGCUAGAUCUGUAUUCUACAAUCCCUGCCACGGAGCCAUAUUAGUCCACGACCUCACCAACGGUAAAUCCGAAAAAAACCUACACAAGUGGGUGCGAGAAAUCGGAAAGAACAGUAGAGAACGGAAAUCCUCCACGUCUUUAAACAUCCUAUCGAACUCCCCUGGGAUUGGUAUCGACAUCGAAUUCGACCAGGAGAGUUACAUAGGCAACACAUCAACGAUCCCUUAUCUAGUGAUCGGAACGAAAGUGGACCAGUCAGACGAUCGCAAGACGCGCUCCGAGAGCGUCGCGACGAGUUUGGGAUGCGACGAAAUCGUCAUGGACUGCAGGCAGACCAGGUAUCUCGCCGCAGGUACUUCGAAUGCCGUUAAAUUGUCCAGAUUCUAUGACAGGGCCAUCGAGACGAGGGCCAAAAGCCACAAAGAUUCGUUUACGGAAAGGUUCGGGGAUCCCAUAUCGCCUACUUUAUCUACAAAGUUUUAUUCGCCCCAUCAGGAUUAAUAGGUAUAUCAUUAUUUUAAGUGCAGGACAUUAAUUGGUUAAAGUUUGUGUAAGAUGGUAGACUGAUGAGUAUACAGUUACUCGAAUCAACAAAUCAAAUUUGGCAAUAACGAUCAGUGUAUAUCGAUUAAUGAUUUUUAUACACCCUGUAAAAGUAUGAAACAAAAACGUUUAUUAAAUAUUCAUAUUUCUUUAAUUUAUAGGCCAAAACUUCAUAAGCAAUAACAAUUCAUUUACAUGUAUAAAUAUCCCGAUCAAUUACAAGUUUUAAAUACCAUAUAAAAAUAAUAUCACUAUUUUAUUUUUACAAACAAAUCUCGCCUUCCAUUAAUAUAUUAACCGAGAUAUCAGCUGCAAGCUUUGAUAAUUGCGGAUAAAGCAAUAAUAAAAUGACUAGUUUUCAAGACACUUUUGAACAAAGCAUCUAUUCUGGAUUUUUAUUGCUUUAUUAAUAGAAAUAUUCGAAGAUGAGUAUUUUGAAGAUUACAAAUUUUUUGAACGUGACAAGAUUUAAAGAAAUUAUUUUCUUUUGUUUGGGGAUGUCCAAUUUUAAAAUAGCCUUUUGAUAUCUCGAUUACAUAUAGGUACAAUAUCUAAUAAUACUUGAGUUUCUCUCCUCUAUAAAAUAGGGCGAGAACUAUUCAUAUUAGUUUAUUGUUUUUUGUUGGUUUAGAUUAACAUUUAAAUAAAUUAGAUUUUAUUUAAAUUGACUAAUCAAACUAAUUAUUAUUGUUUAAUUUUAUUCAAUAAUUCAUCGAUUCGUUUAAUACACACUUUCGAACCAUCAUAGGCCUCUUUGGAGAACUAAAAUAAAGAAAAACAAUGCAAAGAAGCAAUAAAUUUUGUAUACAAAAGUAAAAUUUAUAAUAAUUACCAACGAAAAAUUGAGAAAUCCAUGCGGUAGGCCUUCCAAUACAUCCACUUGUACAUUGUUGCCAAUAGUUUUCAGCCUUCUUGCGAACAUGAUACAAUCAUCAAGACAAGGAUCCAUUUGAACGCUCUAUAAAAAAAAUAAUUUAAUAAUCUAGUAGGUAUUUCGAGAACAAAAUGUACUUACUAAAACUCUAGUCGGUGGAAAUUUCUUCAAAUCCUCAUCGGCGGCCAAUAAAGGACUAAGGAAAGGAUCCUUGGGCACGUCGAACGAAAACUUAUCCAUAAACGAACUCUUCGGAUCCACAUCCAAAUCCAGGAGUUUAGUAGCCUCCGAAGCGCGCCCCCUAUCACCUACAACUGCAAUUUACUAUGUACCUUGUUGAUUAUCGAUUUUAACACGCUUACUUAAAUAUUUCGAAAAUGAUUCCCUAAAAUUCGAGAUGAUCGACGUAAAUUUAGUCUGCAAAGAUUCUGUAGUUUUACGAUCGGCUUCCGAGUCCGAACCUACAAAUACACAACACGAAUAAAAACAGUUAAGGAUCUUUUGAAUAGUAAAAUUACUGAUGAUCUACACCUUGCUCCAUUUCCGAUUGCAACAUGGUCAUUUCUAUGAGUGGAACAAAGAAAGACUAAUAAAAUGACAGCUGUCAGAGUGAUGCAAUGACACAAAUGUCAUUCUUUCCUUUUCCUUUGUAAGUGUCUAAUAGAAGUUGUCUUUAUCGCACCCAUGGCCUAUAUAACCUAUGUUGCGAUCAAAAAUGGAGCAACCUGUAUUUAAUCAAUCUACUAAAGCAACUUAUAAAAACGAAUGAGAUGAUGUCACCUAUGAUGUACAUAUUACACCAUAGAUCACAGCGGUGAAUGGAUCGAAAACGUAACACAAAAAAAUAAUAACAAACCAGCUCUACUACAGCUUUCAAGCAACUCCUUCAUCUGACCUUUCAUCUUCGACGACCCUUCCGGCUCGUCUUCGGAGUUCAGUGACUCGUAGGUCAAGGUGUCGGAUUGCUCAGAAACGGGCGAUCGUUGGGCGCGCAGCUCCAUCAAAUCCGAUUCGGAUAUUUCCUCGAAGCUUUCCGUAUCGGAAUUAUCGGCAUCGCUGUUCGAAGCGAACUGCUUCACGUUCGGAUCCGGAACGGCGUA